AUGGCCCAGGGAAGAGGUAGUGCAAUUGUUGCCACAGCUGUGCUAUUAGGUAUGCUCCUAAUUCACUGUGAGAACGUUUGGGCAGCUACCUUUACUGUUGGAGAUGCAGGCGGUUGGACCUUCGGUGUUGAUAAUUGGCCUAAUGCAAAGACCUUCGUGGCUGGUGAUGUUCUGGUGUUCAACUACAGCUCGGCAGACCACAAUGUGGUGGUUGUAGACAAACAAGGUUAUGAAACAUGCAAGGCAGCUGAAGGUUCUCAACAAUUUCAGAGUGGAAGCGAUCAGAUCACGCUGGUGAAGGGACAAAACUACUUCAUCUGCACUUUUCCUGGGCAUUGUGAAUCCAAAAUGAAAAUAACUGUCAACGCAUCGUAA
Messenger RNA from Juglans microcarpa x Juglans regia, 375 nucleotides. Its product is annotated as basic blue protein-like. Gene Ontology annotation, molecular function: electron transfer activity. The record is from RefSeq and is a predicted model, not a curated record. Gene Ontology annotation, cellular component: plasma membrane. The coding region runs from base 1 to 375 and encodes 124 amino acids. NCBI's taxonomy places the organism in Eukaryota, Viridiplantae, Streptophyta, Magnoliopsida, Fagales, Juglandaceae. The transcript has 2 exons.